This is a messenger RNA of Elephantulus edwardii (Cape elephant shrew), 1653 nucleotides long. It is a transcript of the gene ICAM3, whose product is annotated as intercellular adhesion molecule 3. Lineage: Eukaryota; Metazoa; Chordata; Mammalia; Macroscelidea; Macroscelididae. The transcript has 7 exons. Gene Ontology annotation, cellular component: membrane. Gene Ontology annotation, molecular function: integrin binding. Bases 1 to 1653 code for a protein of 550 amino acids. The record is from RefSeq and is a predicted model, not a curated record. Gene Ontology annotation, biological process: cell-cell adhesion.
AUGGCCUCUGUGACGCUCUUAGGGCGACUUCCCCAAGCUUGUGCCUCUUGGCUUGGCCUCCUGCUGCUGGUCUGCUGUCUGUGGCUCCCAGGUGCCCAAGGGCAGGCGUCCCUACUUCAGGUGGAGCCUCUGAACCCAAUAUUACCUCUUGGAAAGUCCAUCCUGGUGAACUGCACUGUCAGCUGUACCAAUCCUGAGAACAUUGCCCUGGAGACGUUCCUGUCCAAGGAGCCAGCAGGCAGGGGACCGAACUGGUCAGCCUUCUGGCUCACCAACGUGUCUGCUGAUGACGAUGCUAUCUGUUCUGCUUUCUGCAACGGCUCCCAGAUAGUAAAAUCCACCAGCAUCACGGUGUACAAGUUCCCGGAGCGCGUGGUGCUGGAGCCCCUGCCCCCCUGGCAGCGGGUCGGUGAGAACCUCACCCUGAGAUGCCGGGUGGACGAGGGAGCGCCCCGGGCCAACCUCACGGUGGUGCUGCUUCGCGGGGAGGAGGAGCUGCACCGGCAGUCCGCGGAGGGGGAGCCCGCCGAGGUCACGGUCACUGUCACGGUGCCUGCGCGCAGGGAGGACCACGGAGCCAACUUCACCUGCCGGACUGAACUGGACUUACGGAGCCGAGGGCUCGGACUCUUCGAGAACAGUUCGGCCUCCAGGCAACUCCGAACUUUUGACCUGCCAAAGACCCGCCCGCUCCUCAGAGCCCCCUGGAUUUUGGAGGUGGGCAGAGAGUCAAAAGUGGCCUGCUCCCUGGAUGGAGUGUUUCCGGUCUGGGAGGCCGAGAUGUCCUUGAAGCUGGGGAACCAGACGCUGAAUCCCGUGGUCGUGAGGAAUGGGGACAUGCUCAAUGCCACAGCCACGGCCACAGCGCAAGAGGAGCAGGAAGACGCCCAGGUUGCCUGCAUCGUGACGUUGGGAGGCGAGAGCCUUGAGGCCCAAAAGACAGUGGCCAUGUACAGCUUUGUGGAACCCAUCCUGAACCUGAGCAGUGCCAGUGCCCGGGAAGGUACCACGGUCACCGUGACUUGCACGGCCGAGACCCCAGUACAAGUUAUACUAGAAGGAGUCCCGAACACGGGCCUGGGGCAGUUCGCCCAGCUUCAGCUAAACGCCACUGAGAAUGAUGACGGACGCAACUUCUCUUGUAAGGCGGUGCUCGAAGUAAGAGGGCACACCUUAGAAAAGAACACAAAAGUCCAGCUGCAUGUCCUGUAUGGCCCUAAGAUUGACCGGACCCACUGCCCCCCGUACUUGAAGUGGAAAGAGAAGAGUUUGCAGGUCCUGAAAUGCCAGGCCCGGGGCAACCCGGUUCCUAAACUGCAGUGUUUGCAAGAGGUCUCUGGAAGCGUGGUGCCCGUUGGGACCCCAUUCUUCGUGAAGCUGACACACAACGGCACCUACCGCUGUGAGGCUGUCAGUUCGCUGGGCAACACUACCCUGGAAGUGGUGAUGGAUAUUCAAUAUCGGAACGCACAGUCUGUCACUAUCGCCAUAACGGUGUUAGUGGUCCUCAGCCUGCUGACUCUUGCAGUGGCCUCACUGUGCGUCUUUGGAGUGCAGAAGCGGAGCGGCACCUACCGCGUGGAACAAGGGAGCACCUCGCUGCCCCUUACAACUAGACAGCCAGAUGGGCAGUCGGGGGAGGAACCGUCCUGA